Messenger RNA from Puccinia graminis f. sp. tritici CRL 75-36-700-3, 540 nucleotides. RefSeq lists its product as uncharacterized. Lineage: Eukaryota; Fungi; Basidiomycota; Pucciniomycetes; Pucciniales; Pucciniaceae. The transcript has a single exon. The record is from RefSeq and is a predicted model, not a curated record. Bases 1 to 540 code for a protein of 179 amino acids.
AUGGUUUGUGACCAGUGCCUCCUUCUAAAAAAGGAGAACUCAUUGAAAAAAGUGCCCAACACAGAGUAUGCGACCGGAGCCACUGUGAAGUAUAUCUCAGGCACCCUGAUGAAACAAGACCUCUUUCACAAUAAGUUAAAGCUCCAUGAAGAGCUACAAUAUCUCAACACGUUGCUUGAAAAACACUCUAGAACUGCCGAUAUCGACUUCUGGACAACUCUCUCAGUCCAUGCUAAACAUGGCCUCUUUGACAACAUGGAUGUUUUCAAAGGUCUUGUGGAAGCGGUGGCUGUUCGGGCUGAGCGCAAAGCUGCCGGUAAGGCAUUGAAUGGCAUGCAAUUCAAUGAAUACUUUGACAGUUUUGUGACCACAAUGGCCGCCAUGAGCCCUGCAACCGCCAACCACUUCCGAGAUACUUUUGCUGGACGGUCUCUUUGUUCCAUGAGACAUCAACGUCAAAAAAACGGUGGACAGAUUGAAGACGGAAUUGUCUUGUCUAACUUUGAAAGGGUUGCUGGAUACAUCAAAAAUCUAGGCUAA